Gracilinanus agilis (Agile Gracile Mouse Opossum) is the source of this 1589-nucleotide messenger RNA. RefSeq names its product RUS family member 1 (gene RUSF1). The record is from RefSeq and is a predicted model, not a curated record. Lineage: Eukaryota; Metazoa; Chordata; Mammalia; Didelphimorphia; Didelphidae. Bases 60 to 1385 code for a protein of 441 amino acids. The transcript has 14 exons.
CAACUGUUUUCUGCCGCUGCUUCGGGCGGGAGUUUAAACGGAGACACUUGGUGACCGAGAUGUCGGGCGGUGAGGAGCCAGUGGCCGUCAAGUGCUGGGAGCGCUUCGGCUCCAGGAACCCUCGCAGCUGCACCAUAGCUCCCGAUGGGAGCCUGAGCUGGGAGGCUGGCGGCGGGCCCGGGCAAGGCCUGAGAGCCGCUCUCACGGCUGUGUUCCUGCCCCAUGGCUUCCCUGACAGUGUCAGCCCAGACUACCUGCCUUACCAGCUGUGGGACACGGUGCAGGCUUUUGCCUCCAGCCUCACAGGCUCCUUGGCAACCCAAGCUGUCCUUCAGGGGGUUGGGGUGGGAGAUGCAGCUGCUUCUGUCUCAGCUGCCACCAUCACUUGGCUUUUAAAAGAUGGAACUGGCAUGCUGGGGCGAAUUGGUUUUGCCUGGUUGAUGGGGAGCAGACUGGAUUGUGAGGCCAAGAAAUGGAGGCUCUUCGCUGAUGUUCUCAAUGAUGCAGCCAUGUUUCUAGAGAUUGUGGCCCCAGGAUUCCCAUCCUGCUUUACCCUCAUUGUUUGUGUCAGCAGCUUAGCCAAGUGCAUUGUGGGAGUAGCAGGAGGAGCCACACGGGCAGCACUUACCAUGCACCAGGCCAGAAGAGACAAUAUGGCUGAUGUUUCAGCCAAAGAUGGGAGCCAGGAGACUCUAGUGAACUUGGCAGGAUUGCUGGUCAGUCUUUUACUUCUUCCUCUGGUUUCUAAUCGGCCAAGUCUCAGUCUUGCUGCCUUCUUCCUUUUUACAAUCCUUCAUCUGUAUGCCAACUUCCGAGCUGUUCGGGCUGUCAUUAUGGAAACAUUCAAUGAAGCACGACUUUACCUUGUCCUAAAGCACUUCGUUCAAUGGGGAAAGGUCCUAACACCCCCCUCAGCCAAUCAUAUGGAACCACUGUGGACAGGUUGCCGCCCUGCCCUGUCCCUGUCCCUGGGUGUUCCCCUGCACAGCCUGGUCUCAAGCGCCUUUGAACUACAGCAGGUGAGUGAAGGACACCAACAGCCCUAUCUCCUACGCUGGGACCGAUGCCGAGGUCAGAUACAGGUGACUUUGGGCCAGGAAGUAAAUGCUGGGGUCAUUCUGAGGGCAGCGACACAUGGACUUUUGCUGGCAACUCUGUUGGAGGAUGUGCCCCUUAUGGAAGAGCUGGAAACCCUGAGGGGUCAAAUCAGGGCAGCCCCUAAAGGAGACAGUUGGACCAUUGUCAAGGAAACUUACCAAAUCCUUGAUAGACUCUACCCCAAGUUCUUGAAAGAUCUACAGGCCGUAGGCUGGGAGACAGAGCGUCAUCUGUUGGAGGUGGAUGAGUGGCGAGCCACGUGGCCCUUGCAGAAGAAGACUUUGUGAAUGCCCUGCUGUCACCUGGAUAUAAAUGAGGCCAGAUGGGGACCAGGAAUGCUCUGGAGAUGGAUCAAGGGAAUAAGGAGGUUUCUAGAGAAACUGAGCCACUGUCAACAAAAGAACCUCUCAUGUCAUCAACUUUUCUGUUUUCUUUAGGCGGGAGUACUUUAUCUGUGCUACCAUUUUUUAAAUUACAUUGGACUCUCCAGA